AUGGCCGCGCUCUGGGAUUCCGCGUCUCCCGUGGACAAUGGUGAUGAAGUCUUGUUGAAUCUAACGGAGCUGGGAGAAGAGAACCUAUCUGCGCCUUCGACACAAGGCUCCGCUCCCAGCGAUGUUCUCAACCUCUUCCGGUUAAGUCCCGACAAGCCGUGGACGAAGCAGAUUCCGAAAGACCUGACCGAGCCCGUCGAAAGCCUGGAACCCGUGAAGUCCCCGGUGAUUGUCCGAUGGACCAAGGGUGAGGACGCCCGCUGGCAGGCCCGAUCCUUCACCUUGCAGAGCGAGGAGAUCAGGCAGGCUCUGACGCCAGCGUUCGCGGGUUACGCCGGCAUCACCAUGACUCUGGAGACUCUCACAUUCGAGUACCCGUACGUGCCGUUCGUACGUCGGUGGCAACCAUUCUGCCAGACGCGGGAGGAAACGCAGAACCCGACAAUCCGCUCCUACCUCGACCUGUUGCAUCAGAUUCUGGAUAACGAGAUUGGCGAUAUUCUCACCCGCCGGGCGGACCUACUCAAGAACGGCGUCAUUACCCACGACCUCCUAUGGACGGUCUUCAUUCCGCAGACGGUUCUCUUCAGCGUGGGUAGCGGCACCCCUCGGGCGUACGAGUGCGUAGACUCGUACACGCACGGCAAGGACAGCUUCAUCGAAGUAAAGACACGGUACGUCGAUUAUGACGGGGAAAAGUACCACUACGAGCACGAGGUGGUUAAUAUCUGCCCUUUCAAGGGCACGAUGGCCCUCGACGCGCUGCAGAUCUUCCCUCUGGCAAACCACCGGGAUGCAGAAAGCGUUAGGCGGCGGCUGAUUGCACGCGGAAAGACGUGGGAAUCAUACGAUGGCUCGCAUUACAAGCACGUGCGGGACCACGGGCGCGUGAUGAUUGACCCCGCUGGAUAUAAGAAGCACCACAACAGCCAUAUGAAUGGAUGGGAGACCGAGGUCACGGAAAUCGCGACGGCCAUGACCGACGAGCAUCGGCUGCUGGCCACCCCGUGGGUGCGCGGUUUCUCGUUGCGGAAGAAGGAGUGGCGGGCGUUUGUGGUCGAUGAGGUUGAGGAUAUUGUCUGGAGCAAGGAUGCCUUUGACUCCUUGGUCCUCCCCCGCGGGCAACAGGAUCUGAAGAAGUUAAUCCUCGCCGUUGCAAAAGCCCAGUCACAUGACUCGUUUGACGACGUGGUCCACGGCAAGGGCCAGGGUGUGAUUCUGCUUCUAAGCGGCCCGCCGGGCGUUGGUAAGACGCUGACAGCGGAAAGUAUCGCGGAGGUUAUGAAAGUCCCGUUAUACGUGCUGGGGGCCGGGGACCUCGGGACAACUGUGGCUAACGUGGAAGCAAAGCUAGAGGAGGUCCUCGAGCUCGUGCCUCGUUGGAACGCAGUGCUUCUGAUUGACGAAGCCGAUGUCUUCCUCGAGGCCCGCACGGUAUCCGAUCUGGCCCGAAAUGAACUGGUCUCGAUCUUCUUGCGAAAAAUGGAGUACUACGAGGGUAUUCUAUUCCUGACGAGUAAUCGCGCGGAGAACAUCGACCCGGCCUUCGACUCUCGUAUUCAUAUUUCACUCCAAUACCCGGACCUCGAUGCUGUGUCUCGGCGGCAGAUCUGGGCGCAGUUCCUUCGCGCCACCGCCGAUAUUACGGAGGCGCAGCUGGACAGCCUAGCGGAGUUGGAACUCAACGGUCGGCAGAUCAAGAAUGUGCUGAAGACUGCGCAUCUCCUGGCACGGGAUCAAGAGCGAGGACUGCUGUUCGCUGAUCUGGAGACGGUCGUCAACUUAAGGUCUCUGGGCGGGAAGCCCUCAAGCAUAUGGCAGAACUUCCUCAAAAGCUUAGGGCUUGCUUGGCUGGGCUAAAUAGAAUGCAC
This is a messenger RNA of Aspergillus aculeatinus CBS 121060, 1871 nucleotides long. Its product is annotated as ATP-binding protein. The record is from RefSeq and is a predicted model, not a curated record. The transcript is spliced from 3 exons. Gene Ontology annotation, molecular function: ATP binding; ATP hydrolysis activity. Bases 1 to 1860 code for a protein of 619 amino acids. Lineage: Eukaryota; Fungi; Ascomycota; Eurotiomycetes; Eurotiales; Aspergillaceae.